UCACUCCUAUUCGUGAGAGAGUGAUUCGUGAGAUAAAGAAUUGGUGUGGAGUGGGGGUUUACUUUUACCGGCGAUCAGCGUUCUCCUGUCCUUUAUUCGGUUAAUCACACAACGUACAGGUUGUGAUUUUUAUAUUGUGUCGUGAUUUCGUAGGAGUACAAAAAUGUCAGAUAAGGCAGACAUAGCACUCAUAGGACUGGCUGUGAUGGGCCAGAACUUGAUCCUGAACAUGAAUGAUCAUGGCUUCACCGUGUGUGCCUUUAAUAGAACAACUGACAAAGUUGACGCAUUUCUUGCAAAUGAAGCUAAAGGAACUAAUGUCAUUGGUGCUCAGUCAUUGGAGGGCAUGGUCAGAACACUAAAAAAACCAAGAAGAGUCAUGAUGCUUGUUAAAGCUGGAAAGGCAGUAGAUGAGUUUAUUGAGAAACUGGUGCCACUGCUAGAAUCAGGGGACAUUAUAAUUGAUGGAGGGAACUCAGAGUAUCAAGAUACUGCACGACGUGUGGAACAAUGCGCCAAGAAGGGUUUGCUGUUUGUCGGCUCAGGUGUGUCAGGAGGUGAGGAUGGAGCACGUCAUGGACCCUCCCUCAUGCCAGGGGGCAACCCUGCCGCUUGGCCAGCUAUCAAACCUAUAUUCCAGUCAAUUGCAGCACGGGCAAAUGGUGAGCCUUGCUGUGACUGGGUGGGAGAGGGUGGUGCUGGCCACUUUGUCAAAAUGGUACACAAUGGUAUUGAAUAUGGCGACAUGCAGCUCAUCUGUGAGGCCUACCAUCUCAUGAAGUCUGCUCUAGGCAUGUCCAAUGAUGAAAUGAGUCAGGUUUUUGAAACUUGGAACAAAGGCGAACUGGAUUCUUUUCUAAUAGACAUUACAAAAGACAUCCUCAAAUUCAAGGAUUCAGAUGGCAAGUAUUUGGUGGAGAAGAUUCGGGACAGUGCUGGCCAGAAAGGUACUGGAAAAUGGACAGCCAUCGCCGCUCUGGACUAUGGUAUCCCAGUGACACUCAUCGGAGAGUCUGUAUUCUCACGGUGUCUGUCAUCCCUCAUAGACGAGAGGGCAGAAGCCAGCAAGGUACUGCCCGGACCUUCCAACACCAAGUAUACUGGUGACAAGAAGCAGUUCCUUGAUGAUAUUAGAAAGGCAUUAUAUGCAUCCAAAAUAAUCUCCUACGCUCAAGGAUUCAUGCUGAUGCGUGAAGCGGCAAAGUUGUACAACUGGAAACUCAACUACGGUGGAAUUGCCCUCAUGUGGAGAGGUGGUUGCAUCAUUAGAAGUGCCUUCUUGGGAAAUAUCAAGGCAGCAUUUGACAAGAACCCCAAGUUGACCAACCUGCUACUGGAUCCUUUCUUCAGAGAUGCAGUGACUGUCAGUCAGCUAUCUUGGCGCAGGGUUGUAGCCACUGCCGCCACUCUGGGUGUUCCAACACCAGCUUUUAGCACUGCUCUUGCGUUCUACGACGGGUACAGGAGUAAGCAACUACCUGCUAACUUGCUGCAGGCCCAGAGAGAUUACUUUGGAGCCCACACUUACGAACUGCUGUCCAGUCCUGGUAUGUUCAUCCACACCAACUGGACCGGCCAUGGAGGCAACGUGUCUGCAUCUACCUACCAAGCCUAGACUUCAUCUACCAUCACCGAGUAAUUUAUUAUUAACGUUGACUAAAAGUUGUAAGGGAACAAAUAAGCAUUCCAUGUCUUUGUACUUUCAAAGUAAGAUUGCUAUUAAUUAAUAAGGUGUUGAUUGUUAAUCAUGGUACUUUUUGUUAAAUAUAAAAUAUUUUUAUUUUUGUACAAAGUUUGAAUUGUAUUAAAGUUUUGUUUACCGA
Molecule: messenger RNA, 1823 nt
Organism: Homalodisca vitripennis (glassy-winged sharpshooter)
Lineage: Eukaryota; Metazoa; Arthropoda; Insecta; Hemiptera; Cicadellidae
Gene: Pgd
Product: 6-phosphogluconate dehydrogenase, decarboxylating
Exons: 9
Coding region: 164-1615 (483 amino acids)
Biological process (GO): pentose-phosphate shunt, oxidative branch; pentose-phosphate shunt
Cellular component (GO): cytosol
Molecular function (GO): phosphogluconate dehydrogenase (decarboxylating) activity; NADP binding
Source: RefSeq, a predicted model, not a curated record